This is a messenger RNA of Aspergillus affinis, 2040 nucleotides long. RefSeq lists its product as uncharacterized. The record is from RefSeq and is a predicted model, not a curated record. NCBI's taxonomy places the organism in Eukaryota, Fungi, Ascomycota, Eurotiomycetes, Eurotiales, Aspergillaceae. The transcript has 9 exons. Gene Ontology annotation, molecular function: protein dimerization activity. The coding region runs from base 1 to 2040 and encodes 679 amino acids.
AUGGCCCUUCCCGGACUUCAGAAAUUGCACAAGAAGCCCUAUCUGGCUAUCUCACCUACUCGCCCGGAAAUCAGUCAGGAAGGGUGUACGAUCCUCAUCACUGGCGGAAACAGUGGCAUUGGCUUCUCCAUCGCACGAGCCUUUGUGGCGCCAAAAGCAAAGCAUGUCAUUAUUGUGGCUAGACGUGCCGACUCAGUGAAAGCCGCAGUUUCCCGACUGGUCCCUAGGCCCGGGAAAGAUUCGCCAACUGUCGUGGAGGGACGCGAGCUGAAGAACAAUGCUGUUCACAUCGACACUUUGGUCCUAAACGCAGCAUCGUUGGGCAAACAAAAAUUUCUACUCGAGGCCGGUUGUGACGGAGCCUGGCAGGACUUUGUCACUAACGUGCGCUCGAACAUCGACUGGGCUGAGAGAGUCUACAAGCGGGAAGGACGAGAAUCAGGAAGACGUAAAUCUCUUGUUAGCGACAGCACCUGCGUUACCCAUAUGCGGCAUUAUGCCACUGAUCGUCCGACAUAUGGCAUGACCAAACUAGCAGGCACGGACUAUUUUCAGCAGUUGGCGUUAGAAGUCAACCCCGAGGAUAUGCAGAUCACUAUCUUCCACCCCGGCAUCAUCCUCACCGAAGCUGCCGCGAGAGGGGGUGUGGACAACUCUUCGUAUGACUGGGAUGAUGCUAAGCCAAUUGGACCUAGAUCUGGAAAAUACCCAGUGAAAACUGAGUCUCUCCAAUUCUGGCGUGAUAAUCAAUCCCGUUUUCCUGCAAUUACAUUACUUGCCCGGGAUGCUCCCUCAAUUCCUGCAACCGGUGCUGGUGUUGAGCGACUUUUUAAUACCGCUCGUAAUAGUAAUGAGAAUCUAGAGGAUAUUAGGAUUGAUUUAAUUAGCGAUGACGAGGAGGAAGAGGAGGAGGAGGAGGAUACUGAGAUAGUUACUUCCAAAAGUUCCAAUAAGUUAGUAGGUCUUGGUGCUGAGAGUAAUACUGAGGAGCCUCAGCUGCCGGAGAAUAGGACUCAGCUACGGACGUCUGGAAGGAAACGGAAGGAAGCCUCGGUGAAUGUGAUAAAGAAACAACCUUCAGAAUCCCGGACACAUUCUACGAGAAUGGGGAACGAGGAGUCGGAAGCCUGGUUAGGCGAAUGGAUGGGAUCCCGGGGCGUGCGCGAUCAAAUCGUCCUAGCCACAAAGUAUUCCUCCAGCUAUCGUGCAUACAACAGAUCUGAGAAUCUCGCAAACUCGGUGGGAAACAGCACAAAGAGCCUAAAAGUUUCUGUCGAGGCCAGUCUUCGGAAAUUGCGGACAGACUAUAUUGAUCUAUUGUACAUUCACUGGUGGGACUUCGCCACCUCAAUUGAAGAAGUGAUGACCCCUCUCCACCAACUCGUUAUGGCAGGGAAGGUGCUAUACCUUGGUUCCAGCGACACGCCUGCCUGGAUAGUGAGCAGAGCUAACCAGUAUGCUUGGGAUCACGGAAUUCGUCCUUUUUCCGUUUAUCAAGGCCAGUGGAGCGCCGCGAAGCGUGAAUUUGAGCGCGACAUCAUCCCCAUGUGCCACGCUGAAGGAAUGGGCCUGUGUCCCUGGGGAGCACUCGGUAGCGCCAGCUUCAAAACCGUUGCCCAGCGAGAGGAAAUCAGGGCAUCACUAGCGGGCAAUUCGGGGCGACAAGCCAACCCCCGCGCUGUCGAUGUUCAGGUUUCAAAAGUACUAGAGGCAGUUGCAGCGCGGUACAAGACCGAGAUAACUAGUGUAGCACUAGCGUAUGUCAUGCACAAGGCGCCCCAUGUUCAUCCGAUCAUUGGCGGCCGGAAGAUUGAGCAUCUUCUCCGCAAUAUCGAGGCUUUGGGGUUGGCGCUUUCACAGGAGGACUUAACGGAGAUUAAGCAGACGUAUGGUUUCAACCUAGGAUUCCCCAUGACAUACUUAUUCCAGGGAGACGAUCGAGCCGCUCAUCCCAGUAAUUCGACCUUUUUGAAUGUUGCGGCGACAUUUGAUUAUCCUGGCCUGCCGCGCCCUAUUGUACCCAAGCAACAGGACGCUUGA